AUGACCUCUCAAAAAAUCCUAGUCAUCGGUGCUGGGGAGUUGGGCUUCCAAGUGCUGCGUGCUCUGGUUGCGCAUCCUCGCCGCCCCGCCACAGUCGCAGUUUUGAUGCGCCCUGGCAGCAUCGACUCUUCCAGUCCGUCCAAACAAAAGCAAAAGAAAGCGCUCCAGCAGCUGGGCAUAGAUCUCGUCCCUGGGGAUAUUGUUGAAGAUUCUGAGCGAAGACUAGCUUCGAUAUUUGCAAACUAUGACACCGUGAUUGGAUGCACGGGUUUUGUCUCAGGCACCGGCGUCCAACUCAAGAUCACCCGUGCUGCCCUCGAUGCUGAAAUACCACGAUUUAUCCCCUGGCAGUUUGGGGUGGACUACGAUGCUAUUGGACGAGGAUCCCCUCAAGAUCUCUUCGACGAGCAACUUGAUGUGCGUGAUCUUUUGCGGUCGCAGACCAAGACUCAAUGGGCGAUUAUUUCCACGGGCAUGUUCACGAGUUUUCUUUUUGAGCCCUCCUUUGGGGUAGUCGAUCUGGAGAACGACCGUGUCAACGCACUGGGAAGCUUGGAAAAUCAAGUCACUAUCACUACCGCGCAAGAUAUUGGACUGAUAACGGCGGAAAUUGUGUUGGGAGAUGAGGAUUUAUUCAAUAAUCGCCCUAUCUUCAUCGGAGGGGAUACUAUCAGUUAUGAAGGGCUGGCUCAGCUAGUCGAAAGAGUGACUGGCAAUCCCAUUACCAGGAAUGUGUUGACGAUGGAGAAAAUGCAGGAUGCAUUAGCGUCUGACCCUCACAAUGGACUGCUCAAAUACCAGGCGGUCUUUGGGCAGGGCCACGGCGUGGCGUGGGAGUUGGCAGGUACAUGGAACCAGCAACGGGGAAUACAAGCUGAGACGGCGGAGGAGUGGGCUAGGAAGAACUGGGCGCGGGCGAAUUUUUGA
Messenger RNA from Penicillium waksmanii, 927 nucleotides. RefSeq names its product aromatic alcohol reductase. The coding region runs from base 1 to 927 and encodes 308 amino acids. The record is from RefSeq and is a predicted model, not a curated record. Gene Ontology annotation, molecular function: oxidoreductase activity. NCBI's taxonomy places the organism in Eukaryota, Fungi, Ascomycota, Eurotiomycetes, Eurotiales, Aspergillaceae. The transcript has a single exon.